Eupeodes corollae is the source of this 1153-nucleotide messenger RNA. RefSeq names its product RNA-binding protein with serine-rich domain 1 (gene RnpS1). Gene Ontology annotation, cellular component: cytoplasm; ASAP complex; nucleoplasm. The record is from RefSeq and is a predicted model, not a curated record. The coding region runs from base 135 to 1043 and encodes 302 amino acids. Gene Ontology annotation, molecular function: RNA binding. The transcript has 3 exons. NCBI's taxonomy places the organism in Eukaryota, Metazoa, Arthropoda, Insecta, Diptera, Syrphidae. Gene Ontology annotation, biological process: mRNA splicing, via spliceosome.
CUAAGUUUUAAAUGUCAAACAUUUAGUAUCCACGAGAAACUUGGCCAUUUUCUUAUUCACAAGUUAUAACCGCCGCGCUUCUUGAAAGAAAAAACAAUUAUUUAAUAAUUAAAAUUUAUAAAACAACUACUAAAAUGGCAAGAGACCGGUCAGGAUCGGCCGAAGCUGAGAAAGAAAAAGAAAAAAAACCAGUUGUUCGCGGGCGAGAGCGCGACCGCAGGCGUCGUGGGUCAGCUAGCAGUAGCAGUGAUAGCAGUGCGAGUUCUUCCGACAGCUCAUCUUCACGCAGCAGUUCUGGUUCUGGAUCGCGUUCCAGUUCCUCAGACACAUCCUCCUCUGGUUCGUCUUCUUCGAGUUCGUCUAGUGGUUCAGAUCGUGGUCGUGCUCGUAGGAAGAGUGCUUCUCGAUCAAAAUCGCCUACAACAAAGGCUCCAGUCCGCAAAGAAUCCAAAGAAAGAGAUACAGUUCGUGCUAAAGAUCGUCCUCGCGAUGAUGACCGCAACAAAAAGCGCACAAAAUCUCGUUCAAAAGAGCGAGUACGCUCACGAUCUCGUAGUGGUACUAGAUCUCCUCGUCGCAAACGCCGUGAACGUUCACCUACCCCGAAACCCGUUCGUAUCCACAUCGGGCGAUUAACUCGUAACGUAACCAAAGAACACGUAACAGAGAUAUUCAGCUGUUUUGGGGAAGUUAAACAAGUCGAUUUCACAACCGAUCGUUUCCAUCCAACUUUUGGACGAGGAAUGGCGUAUGUGGAAUUCACCACUCCCGAAGAGUGUGAGAAUGCAAUGAAACAAAUGGACGGCGGUCAAAUCGAUGGACAGGAAAUCACCGUGGCACCGGUAUUACAGCAAAAAAUACGACCUCCCAUACGCCGAAUGUCACCGAUGAUGCGUCGAGGACCUCCACCACGUUGGCGUUCACCAUUCCGUUUUAAUCGGAAUAGAAAUCGUUCCCCAAUAAGACGUCGCAGCCCGCGUCGUCGUUCCCGUAGCCCAAUUCGUAGAAGGAGGCGCAGCGUUAGCUCGGACAGUUCUCGUUAGUAAGAUAAAGAGAGACAGGACAAACAUUUUAAAACUAAGAAAUUACAUCCUUGACGACGUAUUUAAGUCUCAGAAAUAAUAAAAUACAAAAUCUUCUUCUUUUAACUUCA